This is a messenger RNA of Podarcis muralis (Common wall lizard), 3446 nucleotides long. It is a transcript of the gene GLDN, whose product is annotated as gliomedin. Gene Ontology annotation, biological process: signal transduction. The record is from RefSeq and is a predicted model, not a curated record. NCBI's taxonomy places the organism in Eukaryota, Metazoa, Chordata, Lepidosauria, Squamata, Lacertidae. Gene Ontology annotation, cellular component: cell surface.
ACGGGGCAUAAGCGCCUCCCCGUCGCGGCCGAGCCCCCUGCCACCCCCGGGCCGAGUUGUCCCAGCGAGGAGCGCCUGGUCCGUCGGGCGUCGCGAUGCAGGGCCAGGCAGCGGGCAGCCGGGCGCUGUGCUGCGCGCUGGCUGCCGUCGGGUUGCUGUCGGCGCUCAGCGCCGCGGGCACCGUCUUCUUGCUGGGCCAGUGGCGGGAGCUGAGCGCCGCGCUGCAGGCGACCCAGGAGGAGGUGGCGCAGCUGCGGCAGCCCCAGGUUCCGCCGAGCGCACUGCGGCACCUCCGCGAUAGCGGCGCCCCGUCGGACGGCGGCCUCGCCCAAGCGCCGGGCGGCCGCGACAAGAGGAGCCAGCGGAGGCGCGCCCUCGCCAAGAGCCACAUCCGCGCCGAGGACGAGGACAUGCUCAUGAUGAUGACCUACUCCAUGGUGCCGGUCCGGGUGAUGAUCGAGAUCUGCAACAGCACAAAGGGAGUGUGCUUGACAGGACCACCAGGAAUACCAGGUCCUCCUGGGCUUGAUGGACUGCCUGGUCUUAACGGAUCAGAUGGCGAUCCUGGCAUCCCUGGUCAGAAGGGAGAAAUUGGAAAAAGAGGGAAACCAGGAUUGAAAGGAGAACCUGGAGAGAAAGGCGAAAAAGGGGAUCCUGGUGAAAUUGGCUUGCCUGGGAAAGAGGGAGAGCGAGGAGAAAAGGGAUCGAGGGGUCCCAAGGGGGACAAAGGUGAUGCAAACAAUGAACUCAUGGCAGAAGGUGCAAAAGGUGAGCCAGGACCUCCAGGGCCCUCUGGUCCCCCAGGGCCUCCAGGACCUCCAGGGCCACCUGGGAAGCGGAAAGCUAAGGCCCAGGUUCAGGAGAAAAUGUUGAGUUCAGAGUGUACAGGGGAAACCUGUGCUAUCCCAAAUGACGAUACCCUGGUGGAGAAAGCAAAAGAGAAGGGACACCUUCGUCAGCACAGAAAACCAGAAUGCAUCAUUAAAUCAAUUGGAAACCCAGCUGAGAUUAUACAAUUAAGACAGAGCUACGGAGCGUGGAUGAUGGAUCUCGCCAACAGAAGUGAUGAAAAAAUUUGGAUCGCUGAACAUUUUACAGGCCACAUGAUUAAAGAAUACGAGGACAUCUCUGCGCUGUGGAACAACAGCUACAGCACCAUCGAGCUCCCUUGGCAAUAUUACGGCUGCGGACAUGCCAUCUAUAACAACACCUUGUACUAUCAGCGUGUCGGACGCAACAUUAUUGUGAAGUAUGACUUCGCGACACAGUCCUCGCAGACACUCUCCAUGAAAAACGCCUGGUACUUUGAGCGCAAGUACCUCUUCGGCGCUUCCAAAUCCUACUUCAGCGUCGCCGUGGACGAGAACGGGCUUUGGGUGCUCUACCUCUCGAGGCCAGACGAGCACAUCAUGGUGGCGCAUGUAGACGAGGACACCUUCUCGGUGUUGCGGUACAUCAACACCACAUACCCGCAGUCCAAAGCCGGCAACGCCUUCGUCGCCUGCGGGGUGUUGUACAUCACCGACAAGAACCACACGCAUGUCGCCUUUGCUUAUGAUCUCUGGAGGGAAAGGCAGCUGGACACCAGUUUUGAGUUGAAACUGUCGCUAUCCGACGCAGGCUUUGCUUCCAAAGUUUCCCCAGCCAAGCAGGACGAUUCGUCGUUUGUGCCCGUCCUAGCUAUGCUUUCCUAUAACCAAGGGGACAAGCGCCUCUACACAUGGGAACAUGGCUUCCUGAUGCAAUACCCUGUCCAUUUUGUUGGCUGAAUGCGCUUAGUACCAAUCCACAAGGGCCAUCUUUGCCUGUCGUCCAUAUUGGAGAUUCGGCUCUCCAAACCUUUCGGCGAAAACAAUUGCACACCUCCCAUUUGAGGAGAGUCGCAAAGCAAUGUGCGUACAGACAGGGCGGCUUGUUCUCAUCCCCCCUUUGUGUCCCCAGCGUAGAUGUUUAGAUUACGUAGGCUUCUGUGGCUUUGCAGAACAAAGGCCGCUCAAUGUCGGAGCGAGUGGUGCAUUCCGGCAGAAGCCCAGUGAGGCUUUUGUUUCGCAGAGAGGCUGUGGUGUGGGAGGAAGACCUUUUCGAAUGCCAUGUGCUUCGAGCACGAACGGAGGCAUGUGGCACCUCUCGUCAAAGGACCCCAGGAACAUGUCUAAAAGCCUGCAGAUCCCAUGUGGUGCUCCUUCUCACGACCUGGGUCACAAUGGCACCAUACAUUUAAAGCAUGCUUGGACCACUUUCGUGUUGGAACGGUAGUUUUUGUUAAGGGUCCUGUGGAUCAGAGGUCUUGGGUUGUCUUCUAGCAACCCCCGACACCCUUUAACCGACUGCAGUUGCCAGAUUUAUUUUGGGGGGAGCCAGAGCUGUAAAAGUGGUGCAAGCAUCCUUUUAAAUGUAUGGCUGGGGUCCACGCCAGCCAUUUUUAAACUUGCGAGGGGUGUGCCCGGUGUUCCCUGCCCACUAGCAGGUGGGAGAUUUUAAUGUUGUGGAACGGUGGCAUCUAAUGCAACAGAAACAGCGACCCAUCUGCAGGUAACGAAGUCCUCCUGCCACAAAGCUUCUUACCAGCAGAAGUAUACCACUAAGUGACAAACGUCGGGAUGCAACCUUCAGUUUAUUGGUCUGUUGGUUGCGUGUGGCUGCUUAGGUGAUCAUACAUAUUGCUCUAAAUCAGCCUUUCUCAACUUGUGGGUCCCCAGAUGUUGUUGAACUACAACUCCCAUCACCGCUAGCUAGCAAGGCCAGAGCUCAGGGAUGAUGGGCGUUGUAGUCCAACAACAUCCGGGGACCCACAGGUUGAGAACCGCUGCUCUAAAUGGUCUUAUGGGCCAUCUCAUCGAACCCUGAUCUCAUUCUAGGAUCUUGCAACUCUCACAGCAGGCUUGCGGCAGCUUUGGCCCUCCAGAAGUUGCCAGACGAUGACUCCUGUCAUUCCUAGCUUCCUGAGGCUGAUAGGAGCUGUUGUUCAGGGCCAUAUGGAGGGCCACAGGUUCCUCACACCUGCCUUACAGCUUCUGCUCGAAUAUCUCAUGACAAAGAGGCCACAAUUGCCCUGAAGCAGCCUCUUCUCCUGUCAAAACAGCUAUUUGCGUGGCGUUUUUGCCAGAAUAGGAUGCCCUCCCAUUUCAACUGGCUGUUGUUUUAUGCUCUGGAGCAAAAGAGGGAGAUGUAUGUGGAACAUACUGGGGGGGGGGAAUGCUUCUUAAAACACCCCCUUCAGCUCUCUUUAACAUGAUAGUCUUCAGCCCUGCUCUGACCACUGAAAUGUGUCCUUGAAUCCGAGAUAUCAUUUUCAAUUCUCCGUUGAAGUCAUCCCCCCACUCCCAGCACCUUUUAGCUGUAAUCUUGGCUGAAUGUCUCUCUCUCUGUGUAUAUAUUUCUCAACUGGGGCAUAAAGAUGCAUGUAUGAGAAUCUUGGCAAAUAAAGGGGACAUUGGCCCAACUGG